Messenger RNA from Telopea speciosissima, 411 nucleotides. RefSeq names its product transcription factor HEC3-like. The record is from RefSeq and is a predicted model, not a curated record. Bases 1 to 411 code for a protein of 136 amino acids. Lineage: Eukaryota; Viridiplantae; Streptophyta; Magnoliopsida; Proteales; Proteaceae. Gene Ontology annotation, biological process: regulation of DNA-templated transcription. Gene Ontology annotation, molecular function: DNA-binding transcription factor activity; protein dimerization activity. The transcript has a single exon.
AUGAAAGAGAUGAUGUACAAGAUUGCAGCAAUGCAACCUGUGGACAUCGAUCCAGCCACCAUUCAAAAGCCGAAAAGGCGUCGUAAUGUCCGGAUUAGCAAUGAUCCCCAGAGUGUAGUUGCACGCCAUAGAAGAGAGAGGCUAAGUGAGAAGUUAAGGAUUCUCCAGAGGUUGGUUCCUGGAGGUACACAGAUGCACACAGCUACCAUGUUGGACGAAGCCAUCUCCUACCUCAAGUUCUUAAAGAGACAACUUCACCACCUACACCUACACACCAAUCAAUCUAUGCCGCAUCUCUUCCCUUCUUCUUCUUCUUCUUCUUCCUCCUCGGUGCAACCAGCUGUAGAGGCCGCCGGUGGUGGAUUCACCAUUAUUGGCGGCACCGGCCGGCCACAUCCCAUGUCAUCAUGA